AUGAAUCUCUAUAAGAAUUUAACCCUCGGCCCGGAAGUUGUCUUACCUCACUAUUAUGUUAAAGAAAUAAGACCGUCUUUAGAAGAAGGGAGACCAGUGGUAGUCGAUUUCAAUAUUUUUAUCGUUGAUAUUAAUUCGAUAAAUGUCGAAGAUAUGGAUUUCCGCGUGGAUAUGUUCAUAAGAUUAAGCUGGACAGAAACACGUUUGCAUAUGCCAGAAGAUAUAUUUGAAAAAGGUGAUGAUUACGUAACAUUACCACCAGAAUUUUUUGAUAAAUUAUGGCAACCAGACCCUUAUUUUUUAAAUUCUAAAGUCGCAGAAAUCGCAGCAUUAACUCAUAAAUUUUUAUCAGUAACUUUGUAUCGUAAUAAAACAGUAACAUAUUCAGCUCGAAUGCACGCAAUUGUCGCCUGUCAAAUGGAAUUUCAACUUUAUCCAAUGGAUAUACAGAUCUGUCCUAUUUACAUCGAAAGUUUUUCCUAUAAUAGCCAAAAGUUACAGCUUAAAUGGGCUGCCAAUGGUGUUACAGUUAAUCCUGAAUUAAAAUUACUACAGUAUAAUUUUGGCGAGCCACAAUUAUUAGAAGAAAUUCAUAAUUACAUUACUGAAAAAAUUGGUAAUUACUCUCGACUAACUGUAUUUUUUCGAUUUGAGCGGCAAAUUGGCCACCAUUUAAUUCAAACAUUCGCGCCCUCGAUUCUUGUGGUCAUGCUGUCAUGGUUCAGUUUCUGGCUGGGUCUAGACGCGAUUCCGGGACGAGUGACGUUACUUGUUACGAGUAUGUUAACACUGGUAACGAUGUUUACUGGUCUAAAAAGUGACAUACCACCUGUAGCCUAUGUAAAAGCACUUGAUCUAUGGAUGGCAGGGUGUAUGAUAUUUGUGUUUGCGUCAUUGAGUGAAUUCGUUGUUGUUAAAGUUAUUGACGGCCGUCAAAAACAAUUAGAAUUACAAUUAAAUAAUCUACGUAAUUAUAGGGCAUCAGUGGAACGUAGCGUAUCAAUAUGGGACUACGAAGCUUCUCUUGACAUAGAAUCAAAUCGUAAACGUACUGGCAGUAAAGAUUUAUUACAACGGACUUGGCUCGAUCCUGAGCCACUGCGACCCAAGCGGACUUUAUCCAAAAAAAUAGACUACUACAGCCGUGUCAUUUUCCCUUCACUCUUUUUAUUAUUUACGAUUCUCUACUGGCCCAUUGUAAUUUUAAAAAAACAUAAUUGAAUUUUACAGUUAAUUUUGU
Microplitis demolitor is the source of this 1240-nucleotide messenger RNA. RefSeq names its product glycine receptor subunit alpha-2 (gene alka). Gene Ontology annotation, molecular function: extracellular ligand-gated monoatomic ion channel activity; transmembrane signaling receptor activity; chloride channel activity. Gene Ontology annotation, biological process: chloride transmembrane transport; regulation of membrane potential; nervous system process. Lineage: Eukaryota; Metazoa; Arthropoda; Insecta; Hymenoptera; Braconidae. Gene Ontology annotation, cellular component: neuron projection; membrane; synapse. The transcript has 9 exons. The record is from RefSeq and is a predicted model, not a curated record. Bases 1 to 1221 code for a protein of 406 amino acids.